AUGACGUCAAAGCAAACAAACGGCGCGCUCGGAAAAGGGUUCCCUCUCGAGGAGCUAAGCUGGACAAUAACCAAGAAUGCUAGCAUUGUGAGCCAGUACCUGGACGCCAACCAUCUUCCCCAGCCGUCCCUCGACGCCGACGGGCCCAGUACCAUCCUCCCCAAUGAUUCACCGCGUGGCAUCCAACAGGCACGCCAGAGACUUAUUUCAGCGUCUCUCGAAAUUCUGCAACUUGCAAUCGGGCCCAGCGAGUUCUUGCCCAAUCUCAGCACAAGUAAUGCCGAAUUCGAAGUCGAUCGCAAUGCUCAUCAUUCUCCAAAGUUUCAAUACAUCUCCUGUCUCGACUGGCUGUGCAGGUUUCGGAUCUUUCACCUCGUCCCCCUGACAGGCAUUCCAAUCAGCUAUGCAGACCUCGCUGUGGCUGCUGGCGUCCCAGAGCGACGCCUCAUAAGCAUCGCUCGCAUGGCCAUGACAAAUGCUGUUUUCCGCGAGCAAGACGGGGGCACACACAUCAUGCAUUCCGCAAUCUCAGCGCUGUUGGCUCGCAAUGAAAACGUGUACGCCUACGCCACGUACAUGUGCAGUCGAUCAGCCCUGAUGGCCAUGCACCUGGGGGCGGCGCACCAGCGCUGGGGACCGGCCACUGUGCGCCCAUACGAAACGGCAUACAACGUAGCUUUCGACACUGAUCUGCCCUUCUUCGACCACAUUUCACGAGACGAAACGAAGAUGCGCGAGUUUGCCGCGUACAUGAAGAACGUGAGAAGCAGUGAUGCUAUGCAUCUCAAGCACCUUGUGUCGGGGUUCCGAUGGCGGGAUAUUCCUGAUGGAGGGAUUGUCGUUGAUGUCGGAGGCUCAACCGGCAGCUCCGCGAUAGCCCUCGCCGAAGCUUUUCCCCACCUCACAUUCAUAGUCCAGGAUCUGCCCGCCAAUGCUGAGAACGGGAGAAAAUCGGCGGCCAAGACACACCCCGAGAGCAUCACGUCUCGCCUUUCCUUCCAGGGCCAUGACUUCACGAAACCGCAGCCGGUACAUGGCGCAGACGUCUAUCUUCUACGAAUGAUACUGCACGACUGGCCAGACGACAAAGCCGCAGAGGUAGUGAGAAACAUUGUCGCGGCAAUGGACGUGAAGAAAUCACGGCUGCUGAUCAUGGAAACCAUGCUUCCGGAGCCGGGCUCAGUGCCCAUCUCUGUCGAGCGCAUUGUUAGGGCGAGGGACUUGACUAUGAUGCAGGCUUUUAAUAGCAAGGAGAGAAGUCUCGACGAUUUUGAGUACUUGCUUGGCUUGGCCGAUCCCAGAGCAAAGUUAGUGGGCGUUGUCCAGCCGCUUGGAAGUGCCAUGUCUGUUUUGGAAGUGGCUCUAGAUCCUGAGAGGGGUAUGGAGGAGGGGACAGUUGCGUAA
Messenger RNA from Parathielavia appendiculata, 1404 nucleotides. Its product is annotated as S-adenosyl-L-methionine-dependent methyltransferase. The transcript is spliced from 3 exons. The record is from RefSeq and is a predicted model, not a curated record. Bases 1 to 1404 code for a protein of 467 amino acids. Gene Ontology annotation, molecular function: O-methyltransferase activity. NCBI's taxonomy places the organism in Eukaryota, Fungi, Ascomycota, Sordariomycetes, Sordariales, Chaetomiaceae.